Molecule: messenger RNA, 1518 nt
Organism: Fusarium venenatum
Lineage: Eukaryota; Fungi; Ascomycota; Sordariomycetes; Hypocreales; Nectriaceae
Product: glycoside hydrolase superfamily
Biological process (GO): carbohydrate metabolic process
Molecular function (GO): beta-glucosidase activity
Source: RefSeq, a predicted model, not a curated record
AUGUCCAAAGAGGCUUCUAUGUUCCAGGCUGGUGACUUGGUCACCAGCUCAGGCACGGGAAGUAACAACGACGAUCUGACCGUACACGAGCUCCCACUUCCCAAAGAUUUCCGCUGGGGUACUGCUACCGCCGCGUAUCAAGUCGAAGGCGGUGCAAACCAAGAUGGAAAAGGUCAAUCCAUUUGGGAUACGUACACACAUCUCGAGCCCUUGCGGACGAACGGAGCAACAGGCGAUGUAGCCUGCGAUCACUACAACCGAGUAUCCGAGGACAUCAACCUUAUGAAGGUAUGCGGUGUCGACGUUUAUCGCUUCUCUCUGUCCUGGACACGCAUAAUCCCACUUGGAGGCCGCGGAGAUCCGAUCAACGAGAAGGGAAUAGCUUUCUACAACGACCUCAUCGACCGAUUAUUGGCGAGCGGGAUUGAGCCCGUAGUGACGUUAUACCAUUGGGAUGCGCCACAGGCUCUUUACGAUCAUUAUAAGGCUUUUUUGGAUACUGAAUCGUUCACUGCCGAUUUUGCCAACUACGCGCGAUUAUGUUUUGCACGUUUUGGUGAUCGCGUUAAGAAAUGGAUCACGUAUAAUGAGCCGUACAUCAUCUCCAUUUUUGGUCAUGUCAACGGAACCCUUGCACCUGGACAUCGUGCAGAGGAUGGAUUUGACACAAAGAACGAGCCCUGGCGUGUCGGUCAUACACUGGUCAUCUCACAUGCUGUUGUUGUUCAACUCUAUGUGAAAGAAUUCAAGCCUGCACAGCAGGGAGAGAUCUCUAUCGUAUUGAACAGCCAUUUCUACGAACCCUACUCCAAUAAACAAGCCGAUAUUGAUGCAGCGCAGCAACGACUUGAGUUCUACAUUGGCUGGUUCGGCGACCCGAUCUUUCUAGGACAAGACUAUCCUGCCUCGAUGCGAAACUAUUUGGGUGAUAGACUACCCCAUUUUAGCACCGAAGAGUGCAAGCUCCUCCGCGAGACAGCUGCUCUCAAUUCGUUCUAUGGCAUGAACCACUAUUCGACAAAAUUCGCCCGUGCUCUCCCUGAUCCCCCUGAUGAAGACGAUUGGACAGGCAACAUCGAGGAAGGAGCAGUAAACGAAGCUGGUAAGGAAAUAGGUCCCGUUUCGCAAUUUCAAUGGCUUCGUGUCGCGCCUAAUGGCUUCCGCAAGCUGUUGAACUGGGUCUGGAAUCGGUACCACCUUCCUAUUAUUAUCACAGAAAACGGAUGUCCCUGCCCUGGAGAGCAAGAUCUCAAGAUAGCGAUUGAUGACAAGUUUCGUCAAAACUAUUUUGGUCUGUACCUGGAUGCUAUUUCUCGAGCCAUAUACAGCGAUGGCAUCCCUGUCAAGGGUUACUACGUGUGGACGCUCAUGGAUAAUUUCGAAUGGUCGGCUGGAUACCAGCCAAAAUUUGGUAUUGUUCAUGUUGACUUUGAGAGCGGAUUAACACGCACGCCUAAAAACUCAGCAACGUACUUGCGAAAGACUUUUCAGCGAAGAAGACAGGUUGAUGACAAUUGA